UCGCACAGGCAUUUAUUCCUAAUCCAGAAAAUAAGCCCUAUGUUAAUCACAUCAACGGUAUUAAGCAUGACAAUCGAGCUGUUAAUUUGGAAUGGGUAACUUCUAAAGAAAAUGCCGAACGUAUAGUAUUUCGGAAUCCUAGCAAAAGCAGGUCCAGAAAAGUUGUGCAAAUGUCUUUGGAUGGAAAUGUCGUUCAGAUUUGGGAUUCUAUCACUCUCGCAUCAAAUACACUUAGUAUAGCAAUGAGUAAUAUUUCACGAUGUUGUAGUGGAAGGCUAGAUACUGCUAAAGGAUGGCAUUGGAUGUAUUAUGAGGAUUAUAUAGAACGAGAUUCAAAUGAAGAGUGGAGAGAAAUGGAGAUUAAUUCCCGAAAAUUCAGAGUUUCAUCCUUAGGGAGAGUCCGGCUACCCAACGGUUUAAUCACAAAAGGAUGUUUAGAUGCAGGAUAUCUUAGGGUCGCUCGAGAAAAAUAUCGUGUCCAUCGCCUGGUUGCAUUGGCAUUUUGCCCGAAAGAAAAGGGUAAAGAAUACGUGAAUCAUAUUGAUGGUGAUCCUACCAAUAACAGAGCUUCAAAUCUCGAAUGGUGUACACAUAAAGAGAAUAUGCAACAUGCCGUACGUCUUGGGCUUCAAUGCCAAUGUGUUGUCAGGCAGAUUUUUAAAAAUGGAUCUUUUCGUGAAUUUCCGUCUAUAGCUGAAGCGCGACGUGUUACUGGAAUUAAUAAUAUCGGGCUAGUAUGUCGAGGACUUCAAGCUCAUGCUGGAGGGUAUCGCUGGGAGUAUGUUGUACAAUAA
Racocetra persica is the source of this 794-nucleotide messenger RNA. NCBI's taxonomy places the organism in Eukaryota, Fungi, Glomeromycota, Glomeromycetes, Diversisporales, Gigasporaceae. The record is from the annotation of a GenBank genome assembly.